GUUAUCUUAAGACAUAUAUGAGACCAUGCUAUGCUGAACUACAGGGUUUUUUUUGGGCUGAAGUUUCCUCCUCAAGUAAACUCAACUCAGCGGUAUCAUCGCACCACUAAAUUCAUGUAAAUUUUGAAACGUAUGGGGUGAAGAGAUUUUGUAAGUAAGGCAACGAACCCACUGGCUUAAGGACACUCCCCUCCUUUGUUUUUGUCCUCUUGUCCCCUCUCCUCCUUUGACUUACUUUAGUUUGCCACUAGUGGAUACUAUCAGGCCCAAGACUGGCAUUAUUCGCACGUUCACAACGCUAUACUGGGCCCAUUCGGUGAGCUAAUGACCGAGGAUGACCUCAUCCGCAUCGAGAGGCAGAUGGAAAACCUGCAGGUCAUGCACAAAGUGACAGAGGUCGAGAAAGAACUGGAACAACUGGAGCAAGAGUUGAAGCAACUCCUCCCUGUGUCUGCAGCCUUGAAUCAAGGAAACUUCUCAGUACACCCCAAACAGGUUCAUGGGCAAGCGGAGGACUUGCCCGCAUGGUGCAGCAAGAUCUCCACGCUGCUCAAAAGCAUGGCCAUCCUCCUUGCCACUCUGGGGGGAGGUAAGGAGGUUGACGUUUUCGAGAUGAUUACUCAAGGAUAUGAGGGUCUGAAGAGCGGAAAGGAAAUUUCAAAUUCUGUAGCUUCUGGGAACAUCGGCCGCUCUCAAUCGUUCUCCACUCGAGAAGAUGUGGAAAAGGAGAUUAAGCAGUGUGGUGUGUCGGUGAAGAACCUGAAAGCCAAUUAUGAAGUUCAUAACCAGUCAAAGUGUGAGGACUACAAACGGAACCGCACAUACAAGCGUACAAGCUCCUUGCCAGUGGUCAGUGAAAGCAGCCACCCACCAGAACCAAUUCUGGAGGAUGAUUUGCUGUUCUCUCUAAGUGAAAGCCUCUAUCAAGUGGGAGAUGAGCUACUGUUAGAGCAAGAUUCAAGUUUACCACUGGUUGUUGAAGAACCUAUAAUACAGUCCCACGCCACUUUGACAUACACUGAGCCUGAGAGCCCAUCAGCCUUGGAAGAGCACGAUGCCCGUCUUGACCUCUCUGCAAGUCCUGCACCAAACUCAGAGCAACUAACACGUAGUCUAGAGGUGCAAACAGACCUGAGCUAUGUUCAGGAGUGCAUUGAAAUGCGAAAGGAGAGGAUUGUGUUUCUGUUUCUGGAACACUGGAGAAAAUAUACCAUGACUGAAUCCUACAAGUGUGCAGGAAGAGGAAAAACUCUGAGCGUUGAAGCAAACAAUUCCCAUUCCCUGUAUUAUCACAACUUAGCUGAUCCAGAUGUCACCAUGCAGACAGACGAUGACGAGCUGCUACAUUUCAUGAAACAGAGACAGGUGGUGGGAAAUCUUCUUGGCCACUGGAGGACCAUCAUAAGCCAGGUGCCCACACGGCAAAUCCGUAGACUGAGCCGCGCUCACAUGGUGUACUGGCCCGAGCACUUCCUUCCUCACAUCAAUGGGUCACCUGUUCAAUAUGAGAGUCUAACCCUUGACCUCUUCAUGCUUGGUUACUUCCAGCUCCUUGAGAUGAACAUGUCCCGGACAGAACGGAAAUUUCGUCACUUACUUUGCUAUGAGAUGUUCGACCGACUUGGCAGCCACCCGUGGGAAGUGAUCCGUCAGUUCCACCGAGAGGUGAUGGAGAGCAUUGAGGCAGGGAAACUCGAUUGGUCUGAUGGAUUUGAGGAUAUCAAAGUGAAGUAUUUUGGUGACUCUGUUGAAGACGGAGGACUGCUAGAGGCAGCAGAGCUCACUCUACUUCCUGAUGUUCUACAAGCACCUAUGAACGCGUCACAAGUGGCACUACUUGAAGCAAACCCCUCGAGUACUUUACCUUCUAAAAUCUCCAGUGAGCACUCAGGACAAACUUCAGGAGAAGGCUCCAGACUGACGAAUAAACAAUGCUCUUCAGAGAGACCAACUGAAAACGUUGCUAAUGGCACAGCCUUACCGAACAGCAAUAUUGAGGUUCAGGUUCCACAUGAUGAACCACAGGAUGCACCACAACCAGAUAACACAACUAUUCACCCUACAAUAACAACUGAAAUUGCCCAGAACCAACCCACAUGCACUCAAGCUGUAAGCGAACAGUGUCCAGCAAGUACCAAAGAAGAGCCCACCGAAGACUCCAUCAAGCUUAUAUACGAACUUAAAGAGUUCAGCAAUGAGGAGAUUAUCAGAUAUAUUGACCGAAGCUUUGCCUUUUGGAAAGAGAAGGAAGCUGAGAUGUUUGACAUUUGACUGACUGGGUCAAACUGUUUAAUAGAUGAAGCACAAUGAGCAAGCUGAUAGAAUAAAAUGCUCGUAUUAAGCAGAUCAGCAAACAGGAUUGAUUGUUUGUUUGUUUUGGGAGACAGCAGAAGGUCUUGAAUGUCAAAGAAACUAAUGUUGAGCUAAACUGAAUGCAAACAACUGAGUCCUCUCAGCAUUUUGAAGCUAUAGAUAAUUGCUUCUUACUGAAUGGAUUUUUUAUUCAUAUUUGCUCAGUAACAUAAAAUGAAACAAAUGUAAGGUUUAGGAGAUGCAAAAACACCAUGAUAUAUGAAAGCUUUCUUUCUAACCUAAACAUUCUGAGUUGGAAUGUGAAAAGUUUAGAUCUAAAAA
Messenger RNA from Misgurnus anguillicaudatus (oriental weatherfish), 2634 nucleotides. Its product is annotated as espin-like protein. The record is from RefSeq and is a predicted model, not a curated record. Lineage: Eukaryota; Metazoa; Chordata; Actinopteri; Cypriniformes; Cobitidae. Gene Ontology annotation, cellular component: cytoplasm. Gene Ontology annotation, biological process: actin filament bundle assembly. Gene Ontology annotation, molecular function: actin filament binding.